Cloeon dipterum is the source of this 925-nucleotide messenger RNA. Its product is annotated as poly [ADP-ribose] polymerase tankyrase-2-like. The transcript is spliced from 4 exons. Gene Ontology annotation, molecular function: NAD+-protein mono-ADP-ribosyltransferase activity; NAD+ poly-ADP-ribosyltransferase activity. Gene Ontology annotation, cellular component: nucleus. The record is from RefSeq and is a predicted model, not a curated record. Lineage: Eukaryota; Metazoa; Arthropoda; Insecta; Ephemeroptera; Baetidae. Bases 117 to 794 code for a protein of 225 amino acids.
CACGCGCGUGGAAGGGAGACACUGCGUCCUGCGGCUCACCGUAAUUUCUCAAUAUCUCUUAAUCCUGAAAACCUGUCAGACGUUCAUCCAAUUGCCCUUCAUUUCAACACUUGAAAAUGGCAUCGUCGAGCAGGACAUGGGUCAACGGGAUUUGCCUGGAAGAACUUCCCAAGGGACACGAUGAUUUCAAAUACGUCGAGGACAAAAUGCAUUCCACAAUUGGACACUCUGAAGUAACUGGCUACAACAUUCUGAAGGUGUAUCGAAUCAACAACAAAUACACGUGGCCGCAGUACGUGAGGCGCAGGCAAGAGAUUUCCCAACAGUUGGGCGGGCAGGAAGUCGAGGAACAGCAUCUCUUCCACGGCUCACCAAAUGCACAUGUCAUUGCCGCGGAGGGCUUCGACACCGGAUUCGCCAAGACCUCAGGCAUGUUUGGAAAAGGCGUGUAUUUCGCUGAGCAUUCUUCCAAGAGCAACAACUACGCGUUUGGCGACCACCAGGCAUGUUCGCCGCACUGCAACGUAAACUGCAGCGUGUGCGUGCGCAAGAUGCUCAUCUGCACGGUUGCCCUGGGCCGCAAAUUCGAGACUUCCGAGGCGACCGUGUCCGGACUGCCUUCAGGAUACCACUCGGUGAAAGCCAAUGCGGGAUCCGCCCUUCUGUACCCUGAGUACGUCAUUUACAACGACGAUCAGGUGUACCCCAGCUACCUGAUUGAGUACACGACUAAUUACGUGCGUGGAUAUGAAAUGCGCGCACCAGAGGGGGCAGCUGGCGACUAUAAAGCAUGAUGUAUGUCAGGAUUGAAAAGUGCACAAUUAAAUGUCGAGAUAACGCCUUAUUCUUUAUGGUUUAAUCUUUGUGCACGUUUUUUCACUUGAUUGCUUAGCAAAAUAAAAUCUAAACGGCAAAUUGAGACAAA